Messenger RNA from Jatropha curcas, 727 nucleotides. RefSeq lists its product as uncharacterized. The record is from RefSeq and is a predicted model, not a curated record. Lineage: Eukaryota; Viridiplantae; Streptophyta; Magnoliopsida; Malpighiales; Euphorbiaceae.
AGCUCAUCCUCCGUUUUUUCUCUCUCCUAAUCCUUCAAAACUUCUCUUGCCUGCCUUUGUUUCUUCUGCUUCUGUAAAUCUCCUCUCUUUUUUAAUUUUUAAUUUUUUUUACCCUUAAUUUAUAUUUUUAAAUUUUAUUUUUUUGGGUUUCCGUUGAUGACGUGGCAUGCAUCGAUACCUUAAAAAUGAAUACUAAAACGAUGCGUUUACCUCCUCGUCGUGUUUUGACGUCAAAUAAACGGAAAGAGAGGGAGGGUUUUGAUUCCCUGAAACCGUCUCCACCGUCACCACCAACAACAAAAAUACCCAAGCCGAAUGCACCUGAAGCCGGGUCAGGAAAUCUCGCUGAGCCAAUUUCAUCUAAUCAGCUUCUAGCCGGAUAUUUAGCGUAUGAAUACCUUACAAAAGGCACACUCUAUGGUCAACCUUGGGAGCGGGCUGGAGCUGAGCCGGUAGUCGGCAUGGAGUCGAAGAACGUUGAGCCGAAUCAGGAGGUGGAGGAAGCCGAGCCGAAUAAGGGAAAUUAUCAGACGUACAUGGAAGUAUCGAGUUUGUUGAAGGCAGACGGGGCCCACUUACCUGGCGUUGUCAAUCCAAGCCAGCUCUCUCGUGUCUUGAAGAUGUAAAUGUAUGACACGUGUAGAAAUUUCAUUGGUUAGAAAAGAAUCAUUGUCUUUUGGUUAAUUUGAAUACUAUAUUAUUAUUAUUAUUAUUAUUAUUACUAGUA